This is a messenger RNA of Melitaea cinxia (Glanville fritillary), 1442 nucleotides long. RefSeq names its product lipid droplet-associated hydrolase (gene sturkopf). Bases 1 to 903 code for a protein of 300 amino acids. The record is from RefSeq and is a predicted model, not a curated record. Lineage: Eukaryota; Metazoa; Arthropoda; Insecta; Lepidoptera; Nymphalidae. The transcript has 2 exons. Gene Ontology annotation, molecular function: lipase activity. Gene Ontology annotation, cellular component: lipid droplet. Gene Ontology annotation, biological process: lipid storage.
AUGAAGAGAAUGUGUAAAAAUGUUAACUGUGUGAAAACAGAAAUAUUAACUUGGGGAGAACCUUUCUUUGACAGAAAACAGGAUAUAAUUGUUUGUAUUACCGGUAAUCCCGGUAUUACAGAUUUUUACAUAGAUUUUGCUUCAGAAUUGUACAAAGCUGAACAAAUGCCGAUAUGCGUAAUUGGCCAUGCUGGUCACGAUGGUAAUUUUAAUGAUAAAUCACAUGGAUUGGUUAACAAUGAGCAUUUAUUUAGUUUAGAUGCGCAAAUUAAACAUAAAUUGGACUUUUUAGAAAAUCAUGUACAUCCAAACAGUAAAAUACAUCUUAUUGGCCAUUCCAUUGGUGCCUGGAUAAUUGUUGAAUUAUUACACAAGUACGAUCAGUUAAAAGAUAGAGUGUUAACUAUCAAUUUAUUAUUUCCUACUUUGCAAAGAAUGGCUGAAUCUAAAAAUGGUAAAUUUGUUAAUAAUUUCUACAGAAAUAUGCAUUGGUUUAUAUUAUUUUUAAGUAAUUUUUUAUAUUUAUUUCCAACAUUUGUAAUCAUGUUGAUCAUUAAUUUAUGUUUAGCUGUUAGAUCUUUGCCAAAUAACUAUUGUGAUGCAAUUUUAAAAAUGAUCAAUCCUUUUAUUCUUGAAAAAAUUUUAAUUAUGGGAUAUGAUGAAAUGGAUAUAGUUAAAGAACUUAACAGAGACGGUAUUGAUAAGAUUAAACAUUUGACUCAUGUCAUUUAUGGAAUAAGGGAUAACUGGGCACCAUUAGAUUACAUGGAUGAUUUGAAAAAAUAUGAACCCUACAUCAAAAUGACUAAGGCCCAUGAUGUUGAGCAUGCUUUUGUUUUAAAAUCAUCUGAGCAAGUCGCCGAUAUGGUAGCUAAGUUUAUAAAAUCAAAAGUGAAAGGUUAGCCACAUUUUUUCUAAAUAGGCUUUAGAAAAUAAGUUUAGAUAGGUGUACUUAAAUUUAUUAAAAUCAUUAUAAUACAUUGUUGUUGAUUUAUGUUAAUAUCAACAGUAAUAAAGACCAUUUGUGAUAAUAGCACCUUUACAUAGUAUUACUUCACUUUUUAUAUAUAUAGUUGCAAUCAACACAGAUGGUACACUUAAUUUAACUGACAAAUACUUUUAUUAUUACACCAUUGUUGAUGUUAAAAUUCACAAAUGUUAGUUUAAUAUAUAGUUUAGGUAAAUACGGGUAUUAGGAUAUUUAUUGAUUGAAUUCACAUUAGAAAUGUUUGAGAAUGAAGAACAUGGCUGGAAAAAUUGAUAAAUAUUGAAAAUCAUGUUAAAUAGUUAUUAUCAUUAUUAUGAACUUUGACUUAUGAAAAGCAGAAUAUCUUGAUAUAUUUAUAAAUUACGCAUCACAUUGCUUAUCCGCAAUGGAUUCCUAAACUACUUAACCGAUUUUAAUCAAAUUUGCACACUGUGUGCAGUUUGAUCCAACUUGA